Molecule: messenger RNA, 1809 nt
Organism: Mus pahari (shrew mouse)
Lineage: Eukaryota; Metazoa; Chordata; Mammalia; Rodentia; Muridae
Product: glutamate decarboxylase 1
Exons: 1
Coding region: 25-1794 (589 amino acids)
Biological process (GO): GABA biosynthetic process
Cellular component (GO): presynaptic active zone; cytoplasm
Molecular function (GO): glutamate decarboxylase activity; pyridoxal phosphate binding
Source: RefSeq, a predicted model, not a curated record
AGAGACCCCAAGACCACCAAGCUGAUGGCAUCUUCCACUCCUUCACCUGCAACCUCCUUGAAUGCGGGAGCGGAUCCUAAUACUACCAACCUGCGCCCUACAGCAUAUGAUACUUGGUGUGGAUGCAUCAGAAAACUGGGCCUGAAGAUCUGUGGCUUCUUGCAAAGGACCAACAGCCUGGAAGAGAAGAGUCGUCUUGUGAGCACCUUCAGGGAGAGGCAGUCCUCCAAGAACCUGCUUUCCUGUGAAACCUGUGACCCGGGUACCCGCUUCCGGCGCACAAAGACCAACUUCUCCGAUCUGUUUGCUCAAGAUCUGCUUCCAGCUAAGAACGGGGAGGAGCAAACUGUGCAGUUCUUGCUGGAGGUGGUGGGCAUCCUCCUUAACUAUGUCCGCAAGACAUUCGAUCGCUCCACCAAGGUUUUGGACUUCCACCACCCACACCAGUUGCUGGAAGGCAUGGAAGGCUUUAAUUUGGAGCUGUCUGAUCACCCCGAGUCUCUGGAGCAGAUCCUGGUUGACUGUAGAGACACCCUGAAGUACGGGGUUCAUACAGGUCACCCUCGAUUUUUCAACCAGCUCUCUACUGGUUUGGAUAUCAUUGGUUUAGCUGGUGAAUGGCUGACAUCAACUGCUAAUACCAAUAUGUUUACAUAUGAAAUUGCACCCGUGUUUGUUCUCAUGGAACAGAUCACACUUAAGAAGAUGAGAGAGAUCAUUGGAUGGUCAAAUAAAGAUGGUGAUGGGAUAUUUUCUCCUGGGGGAGCCAUAUCCAAUAUGUACAGCAUCAUGGCAGCUCGUUACAAGUACUUUCCAGAAGUCAAGACAAAAGGCAUGGCGGCUGUGCCCAAACUGGUCCUCUUCACCUCAGAACACAGUCACUACUCCAUAAAGAAAGCCGGGGCUGCACUUGGCUUUGGAACGGACAAUGUGAUUUUGAUAAAGUGCAAUGAGAGGGGGAAAAUAAUUCCGGCUGAUUUAGAGGCAAAAAUUCUUGAUGCCAAACAAAAGGGAUACGUUCCCCUUUAUGUCAAUGCAACCGCAGGCACGACCGUUUAUGGAGCGUUUGAUCCAAUACAGGAGAUUGCGGAUAUAUGUGAGAAAUACAACCUUUGGCUGCAUGUGGAUGCUGCCUGGGGUGGUGGGCUGCUCAUGUCCCAGAAGCACCGUCACAAACUCAGUGGCAUAGAAAGGGCCGAUUCAGUCACCUGGAACCCUCACAAGAUGAUGGGUGUGCCGCUCCAGUGUUCUGCCAUUCUGGUCAAGGAAAAGGGUAUACUCCAAGGAUGCAACCAGAUGUGUGCAGGCUACCUCUUCCAGCCAGAUAAGCAGUAUGACAUCUCCUACGAUACCGGGGACAAGGUGAUUCAGUGUGGCCGCCAUGUGGACAUCUUCAAGUUCUGGCUGAUGUGGAAAGCAAAGGGCACUGUGGGAUUUGAAAAUCAGAUCAACAAGUGCCUGGAGUUGGCUAAAUACCUCUAUGCCAAGAUUAAAAACAGAGAGGAAUUUGAGAUGGUUUUCAAUGGUGAGCCUGAGCACACUAAUGUCUGUUUCUGGUAUGUUCCACAAAGCCUCCGAGGGGUUCCAGAUAGUCCUGAGCGACGCGAGAAACUACACAGGGUGGCUCCCAAGAUCAAAGCCCUGAUGAUGGACUCAGGAACAACCAUGGUGGGCUACCAGCCUCAAGGGGACACGGUCAACUUCUUCCGGAUGGUCAUCUCCAACCCAGCCGCCACCCAGUCUGACAUAGAUUUCCUCAUUGAGGAAAUAGAGAGGUUGGGUCAGGAUCUAUAAUCUCCCUUUGCAGAA